AUGGUCAAGUUCUCCACUCUCGCUCUCGGGCUCCUCGCCAUCGCCGGCGAAGUCUGCGCACAGAGUAAAGUAAAGGUCAUGCCCUUUGGCGCUUCCAUUGUUUCGCGAUGCUGGCGCGCCAAUCUCCAGACUAGUCUUAGAGCUGGUGGUGUUACGAACUUCGACUUCGUUGGUACUCAGAAGAGCAGUUGCGCUGGUACCGACAUCGAUCAAGACCACCAAGGCCACCCUGGAAAACAGGCCGCGGAAUUCGUAGCAAAGGGUAACCUUACUGUCUGGCUCAACCAAAACCCCCCGGAUGUCAUUAUCAUGCUCCUCGGUACCAACGACGUCAUCAUCGGAAAGAGGUCUGUCGACGACAUUCUUGCCUCGUACGACAUCUUAAUCGGACAAAUGCGCAAGAAGAACCCCAAUAUGCAGAUCGUCUUCUCUAACCUACUGCCUCUGGACCCAGCGAAGUGGGCUGCGUCUGCCGUAAAAGGAAUCAAGGACCUCAACACUGCCAUAGCCACCUACGCGCCGAAGAAGAGCACCGUGAAGAGUCCGGUGUACUUUGUAGACAACUUUAGCGGCUUCGAUCCAGUCAAGGAUGCCGAUUCGGACGGCGAGCAUCCCAACCUGACUACGGGCGUGCAGAAGAUGGCAGCCAAGUUCCUUGACCCUACCAAGACGGCAAUAAGGGCAGCAGCUGCAUUGAAGGCGAAGAGGGUCAAGAGGGCUGAUAGGAUGUUGAACUUGUCUGAGUAA
Molecule: messenger RNA, 747 nt
Organism: Alternaria arborescens
Lineage: Eukaryota; Fungi; Ascomycota; Dothideomycetes; Pleosporales; Pleosporaceae
Exons: 2
Coding region: 1-747 (248 amino acids)
Molecular function (GO): phosphatidylcholine lysophospholipase A1 activity
Source: RefSeq, a predicted model, not a curated record